GCCACAUUUCAGUCGAGCUCCGAGAGACUGACAGCAACAACAAUAAAGACAUUUCCCCCGCGUUGGAUCCUUUUGUUAGUCUUCUAUCAUCUUAAAGGUUUUUAAUCGACAUUGUAAAAUGUUUAUCACAGACAUAAGGAAGGACUUUUAUGAGGUUAUUUCCAAUCAGAGAGUCGCGCUCCUGGUUGCAGCCGACAUCGAUGCUCUGUGCGCCUGUAAGAUCCUGCAGGCGCUGUUUCACUGUGACCAGAUCCAGUAUACACUUGUGCCGGUUACAGGCUGGCAGGACCUCGGCACGGCCUUUCUGGAACACAAAGAGCAGUUUCGAUACUUUGUUCUCAUCAACUGCGGAGCAAAUGUCGACCUCCUUGAGAUGCUGCAGCCAGAUGAUGACUCCAUCUUCUUCAUCUGUGACACUCACCGGCCUGUGGAUGUGGUCAACGUCUACAAUGACACGCAGAUAAAACUCCUAAUCAAACAAGACGAUGACCUGGGUGUGCCUUCCUAUGAUGACAUCUUCCGGGAUGAAGAAGAGGAAGAUGACUCUGGAAACGAGAGUGACGAAGGCUCAGAGCCGUCUGGGAAACGGAGGAGAUAUGAUGAAGGGGCGGUUGAGAGGAGGAUUGAACGCCAGCGAGCACGGAGGCAGUGGGAAGCACAGAGGAGGGAAAUCCUGUUCGACUAUGAGCAGUAUGAAUACCACGGCACUUCUGCUGCGAUGAUGUUUUUUGAGCUUGCUUGGAUUUUGACAAAAGACACCAAGGACAUGCUCUGGUGGUCCAUCAUUGGGCUGACAGACCAGUGGGUUCAUGAUAAAAUAACACAUAUGAAGUACGUUACAGAUAUCGCUACACUGCAGCGACAUGUCUCCAGGCACAACCACCGAAAUGAGGACGAGGAAAACUCUCUGUCCAUCGACUGUAUGCGGAUUUCCUUUGAAUACGACCUGCGCCUAACACUGUACCAGCACUGGUCUUUGUACGAGAGUCUGUGUAAUUCCUGCUACACCUCAUGCAGCUUCAAGCUCUGGACCUUAAAUGGCCAAAAGAAACUUCAGGAGUUCUUAGCGGACAUGGGUCUACCCCUCAAACAAGUGAGACAGAAGUAUAACUCCAUGGACAUGUCGAUCAAAGAGAACCUGAGGGAAGUCAUUGAAGAGUCUUCCAAUAAAUACGGUAUGAAGGACAUCCGCAUCCAGACGUUUGGGGUUCACUUUGGUUUUAAGAAUCGUUUCCUGGCCAGCGACAUGGUGCAUGCUGCAGCUGCCUUGCUGGAGAGCACUGAGAAAGAUGAGAGCGACAAUGACAACUUCAUCAAGGCUCUUGAUUCCCUCUCAAGGAGUAAACUUGAUCGUCUCCACGUGGGCAUCGAUUUGGCUAAGAAGAAGCUGAUGGCCGUCCAGCAGACGGUAGCCAGCUGCAUCUGCACCAACGUCAUCCUGUCGCAGGGGCCUUUCCUCUACUGCUACCUCAUGGAGGGAACACCUGAUGUGAAGCUCUUCUCAAAGCCAAUGGCCUUGACUCUUCUCUCCAAGUAUCUUCUGAAGGCUUUUAUCCACUCGACGAGAAAUAAACGCUGCAAACUGCUCCCUCUCAUCAUGGCUGCUCCCAAAGAUGUGGAGAAGGGAACGGUAAUUGUUUUGGGAAUCCCACCAGAGUCGGAGACAUCUGACAAAAAGAAUUUCUUUGGUCGAGCAUUUGAGAAAGCUGCAGAGAGCACCAGCUCCCGAACGCUUCAUGACCAAUUCGAUACUUCUAUCAUUGAACUAAAGGCGGAGGACAGAAGCAAGUUUCUGGAUGCUCUCAUCACUCUCCUGUCAUGAGGAUGUACAGAGCCAAGGAACUCGGGAGUUUUGAGGCCAAGUCCACAUUCUUCACCUCAACUUGAACUUUCUCACAUCUUGGCAUUGGAUGUCACGGUGUUGCAUCAGUACAAGAACUUCAACUCCAUUUUUAUAUAUAUAUGUAUUUUUUUAAGAUUUUACUCAGUUUUAUGUGUAUAUUGUACAGUUCUAUUGUAAAGAUUGGAAUUAUUGUUUGUGUUUUUAAAAUCCCUCUCUGUGUAUGUUCUAGUUCAAAUCAGAUUACAUUUCAAAUGCAUUUAAUAAAUAAUUUAAAAAAAACGUAACUGCUUUGAUUGUCCAUCGAGAACCAUCAUUCGUACUACGUGUAUGUGACGCCUUAUUCCACAAAUCCUGAACUGUUUCUGCAGGUCUUAGAGAUGAAGCCAAUAGAGAUGAUCUGAUUUCCUUUUUAAUUUCCUUCCUACUUUCAUUAUUUUAUAUGGAAAAUGUCAUGGGGCCAUGGAUAAACGUUGAGCUUUUACCUAAAGUCCCACCUUGUGUGAUUCUGUGAAGAUAUUAAAUUGAUUUAAACUACCAUUUAA
Molecule: messenger RNA, 2385 nt
Organism: Cololabis saira (Pacific saury)
Lineage: Eukaryota; Metazoa; Chordata; Actinopteri; Beloniformes; Belonidae
Gene: cdc45
Product: CDC45 cell division cycle 45 homolog (S. cerevisiae)
Exons: 18
Coding region: 119-1822 (567 amino acids)
Biological process (GO): mitotic DNA replication preinitiation complex assembly; DNA replication initiation; double-strand break repair via break-induced replication
Cellular component (GO): DNA replication preinitiation complex
Molecular function (GO): DNA replication origin binding; chromatin binding; single-stranded DNA binding
Source: RefSeq, a predicted model, not a curated record